Messenger RNA from Acanthosepion pharaonis, 996 nucleotides. The record is from the annotation of a GenBank genome assembly. Lineage: Eukaryota; Metazoa; Mollusca; Cephalopoda; Sepiida; Sepiidae.
AUGGACUUCUUUGGCGCUUUUUGCUGUUCGUGUUUUGAUGAUAUUUUAUCUAUCUAUCUAUCUAUCUAUCAAAUAAAUUUAUAUCGCUUUGUUUAUCUAUCUAUCUAUCUAUCUUCUCAGUCCUUUUCAUAUCUAUCUAUCUAUCUAUCUAUAUAUCUCAGUCCUUUUCAUAUUUAUCUAUCUAUCUCAGUCCUUUUCAUAUCUAUCUAUCUAUCUCAGUCCUUUUCAUAUCUAUCUAUCUAUCUAUAUAUCUCAAAAAAUUUUCAUAUUUAUCUAUCUAUAUUUAAGUCCUUUUCAUAUCUAUCUAUCUAUAUCUCUCUCUCUAUAUAUAUCUUCUAUCUAUCUAUCCCUCCCACUAUAUCAUUAUUUAUAUAUCUAUCUCACUGGCGCUUGCCGGUGAUAUCCGGGUCUAGACCCCCUCCCUCUUUCAUAUACCCUUUUUUUUUUCUUCUCAUAUUUUCUCACACUUUCUUCUCUUUCUCUCGUUCCUCCCUCUCCGUUCCUCCCUCUCCGUUCCUCCCUUAUUAUCUAAUGAAACGCCCUUUUAGUCCGGGUCGGGUUAUUCAAUCCGUACUUUUCCCUCCCUUGUUAUCUCAUAACCCCCUCCAGUCCAGAGGUGUGACUAUUCUCGUCCAGCGAAAUGCCUUAAACACCCAUGACGUCACAGUGUGUUUGCUUUCCUCCCCUUCAGUUAUUCAAUCCGUGCUUUUCCUCCUUGUUAUCUCAUGUAACCCCUCCAGUCCAGAGGCAACAAACUUCCACAUUGUUUUAUGCAUGUUCGUCUGUCUGUUGCAAUCUGUUUCUAUCUAUCUCGUUCUAUCUAUCUAUAGGGGACACCCAGGACUACGUGUGUCUAUUCGUUCAAUCUUUGCUUUUCCCAGUGAUAUCACGAUUUUCCCCUUUUCUUCUUUCCCUCGUCCAAUGAAAUGCCUUCAGUUGAUUCACAGUCCGUUUCUUUCCUCCCCCUUGUCAUCUCAUGUAACGCCCCCCACUUGA